This is a messenger RNA of Priceomyces carsonii, 273 nucleotides long. RefSeq lists its product as uncharacterized. The record is from RefSeq and is a predicted model, not a curated record. Bases 1 to 273 code for a protein of 90 amino acids. NCBI's taxonomy places the organism in Eukaryota, Fungi, Ascomycota, Pichiomycetes, Serinales, Debaryomycetaceae. The transcript has a single exon.
AUGAAAGAGUCAAAGUAUGUAAGUAGAGCGGUUGCUUUACCGUUGAUAAUCUUGUUGAUAACGAGUAUUUUGGUAGCACGACUCAAUGUGAUUGAACUUUUUCAAAGCUAUUCAGUCAACAUUUAUCAACCUUCUGAAAAUAGUAAUGAUAACAGACUCUUUACAGACUUUGUUUUCGAUCCAGCAGAGCGAUUUAACAUUCAUGAAAAUAUCAAGUACGGAUGGAUCGUUGUCGUAAUCGGCAUAAUACUGUUGGCAGUGCUUUUGAAUUAA